Spirodela intermedia is the source of this 2350-nucleotide messenger RNA. The record is from the annotation of a GenBank genome assembly. Lineage: Eukaryota; Viridiplantae; Streptophyta; Magnoliopsida; Alismatales; Araceae.
AUGCUGAGCCGGGCAUUUAGAGGGGGGCGGGAGAAGAGCGCGGCGGCGGUGGCUAGCGUUCCCCCGCAGCAGCAGAGGGGCAGGACCCUGGGGGAGAUGAUGAGGGAGAAGGACGACGAGCUCGCCUUGUUCCUCGAGAUGCGCAAGCGGGACAAGGAACGGCAGAACACCCUCCUCCUCAGCAACAAUGCCGCCCAAGACCUAGUAGAUCCUCCUCCUCUUCCUCCUCCAGGUAAUCCCCCCCACCGCCGAGAGGCAUCACCCCUCACCAGACCACCGCCAUUACCACUAUAACGGAGUAUUUGCUCGCGAGAGAGAUGCCCUAUCUUCCUUGGCGAAGAAAGAUGAUGCACUCCGUUCUUCCCAAUUUCUUCCCCCCUUUCAAUCCGUCCAACCAAGGGGCCGUGCCGAUGCUUCCUUCUGAAAUUUUCGUCUUCGGCAGGGUCGAAGCUGGGGGGCUCCCCCUUAUUCAAGAUCGCGUCCUCGGCCUCCUUCGGUGGCAGGACCGGCCCCGACGACUUCCUCAAUUCCGACAGCAACAAGAACGACUACGACUGGUAAGACGUUCUGGCGCAUCUCCCUCCUCGGUCUGAUCCCUCGAUUUUUCUUCCGAACAACUAGUUACCAAGUUCGCCCCUCAAUCUGGUAUCUAUCCCGGCAUGCCUCCCCCUCACGAGCAACUUUCUGGGAGGCGGCGGCCUUCUGCCCACAACUUGAUAGCAAAAUGAAAGCUUUAACCUGAAGAUGAUGGUCCUUGCUUUAGGAGCUAACACCUGCUGACGCGCUCUCUCCUGUUCCCAGGCUUCUUACUCCACCGGGAACCCCCCUCUUCCCGUUCCUGGACAAGGAGACCCAGAGAUCGCCCGUCGACCUCGCUGGGGCUUCGAAAAGUCAACCCGCUGCGUUGAAAUCCAGGGUGAGCCAGUCGACAUAUCCACUGCCCACCUUAGCAUUGCUCAUUAAUGCCGGCCCACGAGGAUGGAUGCCUUCUGACUCUGCCCGCUUCAGAUGAGAGUUUUCGUUUUUACCGUUAUCUGUCUGAUUGUCCAUCCCGCACCUUGGUCGGAUGCAGCUAGCCAAUCCUCGAGAACCCUCCUCUGCCAAGGAUAGCUUGGUGUCCAGACAGCAAGCUGCUUCCUCUGGCGGCGGAGAAACUCACAGAACGCCGUUGUCGGGUCCCGGAGGACCGGCGGCGCCGACUGGCCUCCCCGCCUUGCCCGUCACUUCUAAAAGCCUGCGGUCUUCCACGCCAACUUCGAGGGCUUCUUCGGUGCCGUCAAAGCCUGCCACUGCUGCUCCGUCGAGAUCAGCCACCCCUGCUGCUGCCAGAGCCUCCACGCCAACAUCCAGGCCGUCCGUCGUCACACCGAGCAGGGUUUCCUCGAGGUCGGCCACUCCAACCCGGCGGCCGUUCACUCCAUCUGCCGUCACCAGUGCGUCCGCUCCGCCGGCCCGAUCCUCCUCCACGACCAGGGCUGCAUCUGCGACGACCAAGAGUUCGGCACCGUCUCGAGGGACUUCUCCGACUGUGAAAUCUAGAGGAGCGUGGAAACCAUCAGAGAUGCCCGGGUUCUCCGCCUGCGCGCCGCCAAAUCUGAGAACAUCGUUGCCGGAGAGACCUUCCUCAGCGUCUCGGGGAAGACCCGGAGCGCCCACUUCCAGAACAUCUUCUGCCCAGGCCGGCGCAAACAGCAGGGCAACAAGGUUGCAAUCCAGCUCCCCUUCGAGAGGGCGGGCCCCAAAUGGUGUUACUGCUCACGGCAGGACCUCCGCCCCCGCCCCGGCGGUGAACCGCUCACCCUCGACCAGCAGCGACAGCGUCAGCCCCGUUGUCAUUGGCAGCAAAAUGGUCGAACGCGUAGUGAAUCUGAGAAGACUGGCGCCCCCCAAGCAAGACGGUCCCCGAUCUCAUCACCCCAGCGCCAACGGGAGGUCGGCAUCAUCGCCAGAGAGCUCGGGCUUCGGAAGAACGCUCUCGAAGAAAUCGCUUGACAUGGCGAUGAGACACAUGGUGAGUGAAUCUUCUUCCUACGAAAUGACUGUGAGAAUCCCUUUCUUUUCGAUAAUUUUUUGCCUGAAAACUGGGAUUAUUGCACAGGACAUACGGCGGAGUAUUCGGGGUAAUUUGCGACCAUUGAUGACGAGUGUCCCGGCAUCCUCCAUGUACAGUGUGAGGACGGGACCUGCGAGGAGCAGGACCGCGAGUACCGCCGAUUCCCCCCUCGCAACCAGGAGCACCGCCAGCUCCGAGCAGAGUGUGAGCAACAACAUUGCCUUGUGCUUGAACGUGGGCGAAUUAGACUACGACAUCAGCAGCGACAGAGCCCUGUCUUCCCCGGCGGGUAGAUGA